CGCCCUCAAAAACAAAGUAAGCCGAAGGUACCUAGCGACAGACAUAUAGCAGAUUGAAAAAUACCUUGUGGAAAAACUAAAAAAAUAUAAACGUUUUAUUCAGCCGUGAAUGGAUGAGUAAAAGGAUAUGCAGCAAGUGUUUUAUUUGUGGGCAAAAAUGAUGGGAAACAUGGGUUUAGAGGGGGAGGAGAAAAGGGACAAAUUUGUCCAUGUUAAAAAGUAUCUGAAAUACAAAGAAACAAUAGUAAAUGUACUAUCUUGGACAGGAUACAUGACAAAAUACCCCAGCAUAGCCCUACGCCCUCUGUUGUCUGUUGGCGGGGAAUUGCUCAUCGACACUCCCCAGGAGACGGAGACGUCUGAGAGCUAAACGUCUCUGUGAGUGCGUCUCUCCCUUGUGGAGCUGACGCAGAAGCAUAAACUAGGCUUUAUCCCCUUCCUCACUCUUACGGCCGACGCACAACAGCAAAACAUUCUGCGGAUGUACACCCUAACACCCCCCACGGCCCACGCGCACGCCACGGCUGGAAAUUUUUCUAAGGACCACACUGAUAUCUGUCUGCAUUUCUUAAGCCUUAUCGAAAUUAUGUAGACUCUAUGUUAGCUGCUCUUUAAAGAGCAAGUCACCCCCAAAUCAACUUUUUUUUCUAAUGAACUAUAUAAAUGCGUGUCUAAUCGUACUUCAGACACGUGUAGUCCAUAGUUUUGCACUUAAGUGCAUUUUAGUAAAAAUUUGAAUUUUCUGCCUAAAAUCCAGGCGUUCCCCCGCUAAAUAUUCUGAAAGAUGGCUUUGUCUUUGUUCAUACCUUGACUUUGUUUUUACUCCUGAUUUUGUUUACAAUUUUGUCACUGCUAUUGUUUUUUUUACAUCUGUUUUUAUCAGUUAGAGGUAUUUGCCCUGAUUUUACUCAUGUUGCACAGCGCUUUGUGAUUCAUAUCUGCGAAAGGCGCUUUAUAAAUAAACUUGUACUUACUAACUAAAACCGUCAGUGUUGAGCUGCUGUCAGGUAAAAACUCUGCACUGCAUUUGAAUUUAAAUCUGCCAUCGCUUUUGGCUAAAGCCUGAUUUAUGCUUCUCCGUCUGCGUCAGCGCGGAGACACGCAACGCCAUUGCCUGUCCUUGCGUAGGGCUCCGGCAGGCACGCAAGUACGUACGGAGUCGAGCCCACUUUUUUAAACAUCCGUCGAACGAGACGGAUUACGCAAGCUUGUGAUUGGUCAGGACGCCGCUGUUGUUUACAGCGCCGCCAUUGCAAAGAGAGCCGAGGAUAACUAGCAGCAGACACGGAGAAGCUUGAAGAAUACCUCGUGAAAAAACUCUAAAAAUAUGAACGUUUAAUUCCCCCGUGACUGGAGGAGUGAAAAGAUACGCAGCAAGCGUUUUAUUUGUGGACGGAAAUGACAGGAAACGUGGGUUUAGAGGUGGGGAGCGCAUGAAGAGGUGUACGAGGAUGAGAGACAAAUUUGUCUGUGUUAAAAAUUCUCUUGUAUACAAAAACACAAUAUAAACACACGAUCUUGGACUGAUACAUGACAGGAUACCACAGAACAGCGCUACGCCCUCUGCUGUCCUGCCGGGGAAUUGCUUUGCAACACUCCCCAGGAGACGGGAGAAGUAUGAAAGCAAAACGCUUCCGUCAAUCCGUGCGUGUCUCUCCCUUACGGAGCUGACGGAGAAGCAUGAAUCAGGCUUUAGAGGUACCCUAGAAUGUUAGCUGGUACCAUAUGAUGUCACAAUGUCGUUGUGAGCCUGUGUGUGUGUGUGAGCCUGUGUGUGUGUGUGUGUGUAUUUGUUAGCAGCUCGGUCUGCUAGGCAACAGCAUUUGUUGCAUUUUUCAAACACAAAGUGGGAGAGGAGUAAUACUCUGGCAGGGGGUGACUUGCUCUAUUUAUGCUCAGUUUAUUCUGUUUCGAUUUAAAGUCAAAAAUAAAUAAAACUUCUGUUGCUGCAGUUUUCCCCCAACAAAUUAGUUGUUUUUUGUUCUGGAAUUAAAAGUGCAACGCUGUAAUAUUUGGCAGUUUCACAGAUUAAUUUGAAGAAAUGAGUGCAAAUAAGGUUCCUUUGUGAUAAACUAAUAAUGAAUUACAACAAAUGAGCAUAUUCCUCUAAAACGCUUGGCGUUCGGAUUGGAUCAGUAGUCAAUAUUUGGUUAAAUCUUUAUUCGUUAGAUAUUUAAAUGAGUGUACUAAUAACGAUGAAACACUCCUGCAAAUAGAAUCACUGAUUAAGUUUAAUUACAGAUGCUGCUUUUAUUUUGUGUAGUAAAUGUUGAGGUUUUUAUAGGUUAAAAGCAGGCUUAAUGGCUGUAUGAAACAGAGAAAAGGAGAUGGGAUGUUGUAACCGGUUUCUUGGCCGUUUGUGCGCUUCAGGGUGCUUCAUGUGACACUAGAAUGGCGGUUGAGUGAUGAAAAUAUUACAAACUCAGUUUAAAACAGAGUUUUAUGGUUUUAAUUAUAUUUUAAAUGCAUGUGUGGUUGUACUUGACGGUUACGCUCAUUUCUUUACUUUUAGAAAUAGAUGAUGUUGUUAGAGAUUUUACUUGGAUUUUCACUGGGAGUCCGGAGAGAAAUCACGCGGAAUAAGUCAGGAUAUUAUAACGAAACCGCAACCGAACACUGCGAAGCGGCACUUUCCGAGGCACAGUGAAGGCACCGCCGCUCUGAUUCACUCGAGCACGCGGCCAUUCACAGUUUCAGGUGACUCUGAAUGACAAGCCGGAGCGCGUGCCCUCGUCUUUGUUCAGCGGUGGGCUUUGCUUUGGGGGAUUUGUUGAAACCGGCCAGAGUCCGGGUCGCGAGGGUCGAACGAUGCGGAGGAAGUUGGAGAGUAAUGAGCGAGGAUGCUGAAACUGCUGGCAAGCCCGCUUUGUUCGGAGGAGCGCAAAGCUUUUGUGCCGCUGUCGUCCCGCAGCUCGUGCCCUGCUGCUUUGUCUUCUCCUGGUCCUCCGAUACCGACCGUGAGCAGUGUGGUUUGUCGGGGUUGGACCACAACCAUCGGCCGCCGCAUCAGCGGGUCAGAACCAUGAGUCUGUAUGGGGCCGGUGUCGGCGGUGGUGCCGUCGGUGGGACCAGAGAGAGGGGAGGGGCGGAGCAUCACCGGGAGCAACGGCGACGCUCCAGCGAUCGUUCACGCGAGUCCUCCCACGAGAGAGGAGAGAGCCAGCUGACGCCCUGCAUCAGGAAUGUCACGUCUCCGACUCGACAGCACGAUCGUGAACGUGGUGAUGGAGGAUCAUCCUCCCGAUCCUCGAGUCCACGCCCGCCCAGGGUGUGUCAUCCUUACACACAGGUGGGAGGAGCUCUGACUGGGGGACAUAUACCACGGUCCCUUGGUCCUCCUGGAAAGGACCACCACCCCAAGCCGGUGGGCCAGGGACCCGGAGACAUGAUCUACGUUUGCGACUUCAGCAGCAAAGAGCAUCGCUCCGGGCUCCGGCUGGGAGAAAGGGUUACGCUCAUUGUGGACAACACCAGGUUUGUGGUGGACCCUGCUGUCUUCACAGCUCAACCCAACACCAUGCUGGGCAGGAUGUUUGGUUCCGGGCGGGAAAACAACUUCACCCGACCCAAUGAGAAGGGCGAGUUUGAGGUUGCAGAUGGAAUCAGCUCCACCGUCUUUAGAGCCAUCCUGGAUUACUACAAGUCAGGAAUAAUCCGCUGCCCUGACGGCGUUUCCAUUCCCGAGCUGAGGGAGGCAUGUGACUACCUCUGCAUCUCCUUCAGCUACAGCACCAUCAAGUGCCGAGAUCUCAGCGCCCUGAUGCACGAGCUGUCCAACGACGGAGCCCGGCGUCAGUUCGAGUGUUACUUAGAGGAGAUGUUGCUGCCGCUGAUGGUGGCCAGCGCUCAGAGUGGCGAGAGGGAGUGUCACGUGGUGGUGCUGACCGACGACGAUGUGGUGGACUGGGAUGAAGAGUACCCGCCGCAGAUGGGAGAGGAGUACUCUCAGAUCAUCUACAGCACUAAACUCUACCGCUUCUUCAAGUACAUCGAGAACAGAGACGUGGCAAAAUCUGUGCUGAAGGACCGCGGGCUGAAGAAGAUCCGACUGGGAAUAGAAGGAUACCCCACCUAUAAGGAGAAGGUGAAGCGCCGUCCUGGAGGUCGUCCAGAGGUCAUCUACAACUACGUCCAGCGUCCCUUCAUCCGCAUGUCCUGGGAGAAGGAGGAAGGGAAGAGUCGCCACGUGGACUUCCAGUGCGUCAAGUCCAAGUCCACCACCAACCUGGCCGCAGCCGCCGCCGACAUUCCUCAGGACCAGCUGGUGGUCCUGCACCCUCCGGGGCCUCAGGUGGACGAGCUGGACACUCUGCCCCACCUCCCGGGCGCCAACGACCCUCACCAGCCGCUUGUCGGGCAGGGACCGGAGACAAACCCGGGUUCAAACCAGCAGGCUCAGGAGAACCCGAGCCAAGCCGGACACAGCCAGUCCCACAGCAACCAGCAGCACAGCAGCAGUCAGAACACUUACCGCUACGACCUGGACCCCGACACGCCAUCCCCCUCUGCAUGAUGCAGCCCCCCCUCCCCCAUCAGCCGUGUUCACGCCAUCAGCAGCGUGCUUUCAUCAUAACGCUGACACACAAAAUCCUGGUUACCCUGUCAGCCAAUCAGCACACACCUUUCAAACGUAAAGCACCUCAGUGUGAACACCAACUUCCUCCAGCUGCUGCUGCAGGUCUGCAGCGUCCAACUCUGUUCGUCUUUAUCUGACCAAAGGAGUUUAUUUCUGUUCCGUCUGUGGAAAAACCCGCAGCUCGUGUUGGACCUGUAAGCGUGUUGUGAGAUGCGGUUCCUCCUCAGAAAUGUGGGCUUUAGUGCCUCUAAUGUUUAUUUAAUUAUUUUUUCCAUUCUAUUUAAAAGAUGUUUAUAAAACGUUGUUUUUCACUCCCGUUCCUAGUUUGUUUUUGCAGGCUGAACUCUGAAACUGCACAGAUGUAUCGUCACUGCUGUGAGCACACAGAAUGUAAAAAGAUGUCAGAACAUUUUUUAAAUAAAUAUGAUUCACAAAACCUG
Molecule: messenger RNA, 5016 nt
Organism: Nothobranchius furzeri (turquoise killifish)
Lineage: Eukaryota; Metazoa; Chordata; Actinopteri; Cyprinodontiformes; Nothobranchiidae
Gene: btbd10a
Product: BTB (POZ) domain containing 10a
Biological process (GO): positive regulation of phosphorylation
Cellular component (GO): cytoplasm
Molecular function (GO): protein binding
Source: RefSeq, a predicted model, not a curated record